GGCUAAAGUUACAAUAGAUCUUAUAGGUCGCGGUAACGAGAGGGGCCGCUCCCGUCAGCAAUAAUAGUCCAGUGACUUCAUUAAUAAUAAUAAUAAUAAUAAUAUUUGUUGAUCACAAUGUACUACACUUCAGAAUAAACAACUAAAAAUGGUUUCCAAUAAACAACUGAUCAAUCUUAUGGUGAGGUUCAAUACAUAUUGUUCUUCCACCUUACCAUAAAGUAUAUAAAGAGAAAAAAAACAGUAUAGCGUGUUAAAUAUAAAAAAAAAGAAUCGCGACAACGGUAUAAACCUAUAAACAAAACAAGAGUUUUAACUACUAAGUUUUAACAUAUAAUACUUAGGUGAAUACUACCAAAGGCCACAACAAGUCGCUAUCGAUACCAUGUCAGUACUCGAAAGGGUUCCCCAGAAAUUAAGAACAAAUUUAGGUAGAACAAAAAGAUUACAAAAACAUUCAAACGCAACAGCAAGAUCUGUGACUAUUAAGAGGUUUACAGGUAUUGCGAACACUGCUGCCCAAACAGAAAAUCAGCAUAGCGCCUCCUGGCGGUGGCGGCAGACCCACACUCUGUCAAUGCGCAACCAGAAGGGAGCUCAUUAAUUACUUUGCAAAUCUGGUAUGAGAAGCAUUUUUUAAAACUCAUAGUGUGGAAUAUUGGUGGAAAUAGCCUUCCCUUAAACCUCACAUUAACUGAGUGCACGUCACCCCGAAAAGACAACUUUUUUACAAGAUACGCUGGUUUAUGUAGAGUGAGUAAUUUAUGGUAAAAACCUACAGCAUGCAACAUUCUUCUCCCCUGCAUGUUCAACCACUUUAAAACCGGCAGCUUACAGCUGACAUGAUCUCUGCGUUUCAACCCAAAAAUUAGUCUGAUACAGGUGUUUUGUACCUUUUGAAUUUUCCUCUUCAAUGCAUAGGACACAAAAGGGUGCAUACAAUGCAUCGCCAUAAUUAAACAUUGAUAGUACUAAACUUUCGCAUAGGCGCACUCUUGCACUAUGAUUAACAAAGGCUCUGUUAGUAUAAAUAAUUCUAAGGCUACUGUAAGCUCUUUGAACGCAUUUAUUGACGUGUUCAUUAAAAGUAAGGCCCUCAUCGAUUAAAAUGCCUAAGUUUUUUACUAUUUUUUUAAUUAGCAAUCUUUUUUUUUGCUUAUAACUUAUAACACUAACUGAACUCUCAUUUCGUACAAUGCUCUGAUAUUUUACACACCUCUAUACCAGAUCAAAUGGAUUUGUUCUCUUUAAUCUAUGGUACAGUUGGUGAUGUUUUAAUUAAUUAGAAAUAUACUGAUGACUGUUAAUAAUAAAAGUUCAAAGGUUUUCAUAACAUGUGUAUAAAUCAGUUUAAUAAAAUUAGAAUGUUCCCAGUGGAGAAAUGUGUUUAUUAAGAUAAUUGUAUUAAAAUAGACAAUAUGUAUACGUAUGUAGCUAGUUAUAUAUUAUAUAGGAUAUUUUAAAACAACGAUUAAACAUUUAUAUGGGAUAGGAGCUGGAGUGGCUGAAUGAACAUAGGUGCCCGCAAAUCAUCCGUUAAUGAGAUAAAAGCGAAUUGUAACAAGAUGGAUCAAUAUUUAGCCAUUACGCCAAGUUGACUUUAAGUAACUUGCAUUGUUUUAACAUAAAUAGUCAAAUAACUUUCCGUUUUUACCGUCUAAGGGAAACUAGGUCCUUUGAAAACAGGUCUUAUGAUAGCGAGCGGCAGAAAUCCAUAUGUAAGUACGCUGAGGAUAGAAAUACAAACUUUAAAUGCAGUGGAUGAAAAUGCCGAAACAAGAAUUUAGGCUCAAGUGCACAUAUUGUUUGAACUCUCCGUAAGUAUUUGGCUUUAACAUAUUCAACAUGUGUAAGGCUUCACUACUCAGGAUAACCGCCCAAGAUCGACAUUCUGUCAAUGGUUUUUACGGGAAGCUGCUGAACGCUCAGACUUCUUAAUUUAUAUUCUGUUCAUUGAUAAAGCUGAUUUCACCAGAAAUGGAACACAUAUUCAACUUCCAUAAUAAUCAUGUAAGUCGUUGAAACCAUAUAUUGGCUGUUAGGACUGAUUGUUUUUCCACAAUCAUUAAACGAUCGUACAUACCUUGAUUUCCUGCCAAACACUCUUCCUGUAUUUUGGAAGAGUUAUCGUUAAAUCGGAAACUAAAUCUUUGGUUUAUGCAAGAUGAAGCUCCGUCGUACUUUACGCUUGCUGUUAGGGAGCAUCUAAACAACAUAUUUUCUUGGAGAUGGAUAGGGUGAGGGGUUCGCACCAUUAUAAAAUUUGAAUCCUGUAGACUUUUGUUUAUGAGGCUAUUUAAAAAGUUAGGUUUACCUGACACCUAUGAACAAUUUAGAAGAUUUGCCCCAACGUAUGGAACACGGUUGUCAGAUAUUCGUGAAAGCUGGCUUGGAAUACCAUCUUCUGUAAUUAAAUUUUCUUUUUCUUUAAAUUUUCAAUUUAGAUGACGUUAUAAAUUAUUAAUGACUCUCAGGAAGUGUAUGCUGUCGUAAUGCAUACAUAAAAAUUUUAUCUGAUUUCAAGUAUUUAAGAUUUCCUAACAUUUCUUGUAAUAGAGAAGCCGUUUUAAAAAAUGUUGUGCUAUUCCUCUUUGCUAUUUAGUGCUGCCUUUUCAUAACUAUUCUGCAGCCUCCUAUAGCUUGUAAACUGUUCUAUUCAGUUUCAAACUCAAUUCCUAACGAUUUUUUCAUAUUCCAGCGAUUUCUAGAUGUAAGAAAACUACUCGCGACUUUCUAAAAGAAGUCAGAGCACUCUUAAUAUGGAGAAAAUCAAUGGAUAUACAAAUUAUUCACAAUGGACCAAGUAAACAUAAUCUAUAAUAAAAUGAAACAUAGUUUUAACUAUUUUCUAGGUGCAAUAACAGGAUUUUAAGUAAGUUUCCAGAUUGUGUUUUCGUUUUCUUGACAUAGAAAACUAGGUUCUUCCUUUGCUGGCCUAUCUACUGAAAGCUUUUAAUAACCUGUGAUAGUUUACGUAGGCUGCAGAUUUAUUACGAUGGAUCGAAAUUGAACUUUCAACAGUAUUCAAAAAUGGAUUCCAUGACUUUGUUUUAAUACAUUUUGGUAUAUACAAAUUUUUGCUUAUUUACAUCUAAUGUUCCAAGAGUAUUACUUUCUCGGGCGCUUACAUGUUAAGGAAUUGUGCUCGGUAUGAGGAUUGUUCUCUAUUUUAAAAAUAAGUUUUCCAGAGAAACCUUUAAACUGCCUGACUCACUGACUUAAGCCUUUGAUAUCAAGUUCAGGUGCUUAUCAGUUAAUAGAUCAAGCCGAUUUAAUUUCGUUAUUAAACCAGGAGGGAAUUUCAUAUUUUGUCCAUCAUUUAUUUUUUAAUCAUCAUGAUUGAAAAUUGCAAAGUAACUAAUAGAUUGUAACUGUUUAUCGAUAGAUUCAUCCGCAUUCUCGAACUCAGUCUCAACUCACAAAUAUCAGGGUCCUUCAAACAACUCAUUCAUAUAUACUGCGUCGGAGCUAUUGCUGGCUGAAUAUGAAUCAAAUUUCUAUGAUUUAUGUUACGCCUACAAAGAGCAGUGAAGGAACUUGAAACAUAUUCAAAUAAUUAAUUCUUAUUUCUACGUUAUUUUUAUGCUCUGUGUUUUUAGUCAUAAAGCGAGAUGUUGAUUAUGAAAAUACUGCAAGUGGUACAAUGGAAGAAAGUUGUAAAGAAAGUGUGGUAAUGCACGUGGCAGUCUCGCUUAGCGCUAGAACCCAAUUCCAUGUUACCUGUUACCCGUUCACAACUGUUAACUGUUUCUCCACGUUGUCCAGUCUACACAUACAUAUACACUACAAGGUUAUUUAACUAACUCUGACAAUUUGAUACAUGCAGAACAAGGAAAUGUGAUAUCAUCAACUUCAAACACAAUACAUUUUCAGAGCAAGUUAUCAAAAAAUAUCUAAACACCCUGAUGAUACUUGAUACAGUUACUAUAAUGGCUUUCGAGUUCUCCAACUCACUUGAAUACUCAAAGACAUCAUUAUCACAUUGACAUUACAUUACUGUAAGAUCCUUAUACUCCCGAUCAAUCUGUCUCCAUUAAUCGCGCAUCGUCUCGUGCGCGUCUUCUCCAUCGUCGGAUUCCCAUUGCUCAAAGGAUCUUUUAUCUCGCCGUUAUCUUGGCACUGUUUACGGAGAGCCGCCAAGUAGUCGACUCUGGUCGUUGGUGGUAUACAUUCUCCGCUCGUUCGUUCAGAAUGCAUUCCAGAUGGUUCAGCCAUCUAAUUCGAGCACUUUUAAUCUCAGCAAAAAGUAUUGGCUUUUCAUAUAAUUGCUAUAUGCGGCGAAGUUCCUUCUUUUCCACGAAUUGAGGAGUUGCUCUCCCUGUCUCAUUCCCGUACAUUACCACUGGACUCACAAUGCGGUAUAUUUGGGCUUUGGUUCUCCGCGACAGCAAUCAUGAUUUUAGCAAGUGCUGAGUGCUCAAAUAUGCUCUAUUUCCAACGUUUAGUCUCUUCUUGAUAUGUAUGUGGUUUUCGUCCUUUCUGGUGAUACGUGAACGACAUUUACUUGAUUUGUCAGGAAACAUAAAAAAAUGUCAUCACAUCGUAUUCAAAUUUCAAAUAGGCAUUUGCCUAAACUUUAAAACAAUAUUGUAGCGAUUGAAGUUUGUUUGCGGUAAUGUUGCUUUAACCAUUGGAUGCAGAUUUAAAAGUCAUGUUCAACGGUGUAGCAAAGUUUUUUUUUCCAUUUUGAUGUUUAUGCCAUUUUAGCGUGACAGCAACGAUGAAUAUAUGAUCUCAUAAACAUAUAUGUUGUCUUCCCCAUAUCAAUUGCAAGCUUAGUUCUUCUUGAUUCCUCCUCAAAUUGCACAAAGUUCUCCACUAAGCUCCCUUCUGUCCUUGCUAGCAAAUCAACAUCAUCACCAUAAUCUCAACAAUGCCCUGAUCUAUUCAGUAGUGUUCCCCCAGGGUUAAAUAUUGAUGAAUUGAUGAAAUACCUUGUUUAAUAUAUCCAUAGGCAUCUGGGGAUCGUCUUCUUCAGAAGCCAAAAUAUAUGUGUGUACUAUACACAUGUUCGAAUAUAGCUCUCAUUGAACACACAUUAGUCCACAUUUGGGAUUCUGUUUAUAAUAUUGUAUUUGAAUUGUUUGAAUGCUUCUGAUUGAAUGUUUCUACAGUUUUUUGCACACAAACCCCGUUUCCAUAGUCGAAGCAUCCAAGAUAUAAAUUUCAACAUAAAUAAAUGUUAAAGAGCAAAGACCUUGUUAACGUAUAUUUAAAUUAGUAUAGGCAACCCAAAUGGUUUUGUAGCAACAAUACAAAACAACAGAUUUACAUAUCAACUUUUAAAUUUAACAAAUGUCGUUCGCUGUUCUUUAACUAUUCACAACUUAAUUUAUGUAUUAAAUUAUUUUGUACCCUAAAAAAUAAAUAAAUUAGUCCAAAUAGUUGUAUAAGCAGCUAUCUGUUGGCGCCAUCUAUGGAAUCUUUGAAAAGCUACAAUAGAUAUUAGUGCGCAGGCGCAAUUGUAAAAUACGUUGAGAAUCAAUUUAAAAAGUAUAAAUUGUUGCUAUUUUAAAGCGAUAGUAUAGUAUUGUUAAGUUUUAUAUGAAUAUUUAUAUAAUCGAAUUACGGAAUAUGGUUUAAUUAUACGCUAAAACAAAGGUGUUGUCAAAGUGUUUGAAAUGUCAACAUAACCUCUAUAGCGUGGUUUUGAAGGAAUUUAAACGGUCAAAACGGCGUCAUGAGUAGUUUUUGAAUUUAUUUAUAUCGAGAUUUACGUUAUACAUUAUUUUAUAUAAACUAUUGACUAUGAAGGAGAUUCUCGAUUUAUUUCAAAAGGCUCAGAAGAAUAUUUCUACACAUCAAAAACUCUUAGGGUCUUUAAGAAAUAUCUAUAAAAAUGGUAAUACUGAAGAACUGCAGGAUAGCCUUUUUAUUUGUUUAGACAUAUUAUUUUGUGGUGACCACAAAAAUAACAAAGAAAGAACAAUUCGAGUUAUAACAUUUAUAGCUCAGUUUUUAUUGGAUUUACUAACAGAACAUGAUGAUGAUGAAAAUGAACAUCCUCUUGUUAGAGCUGUUAUCAAUAGAACCUUACAACACACGACCCUUAUUAAUCCAAGUUGUAGAUAUCAUUCUACAAAACUUUUAGAAACAGUUUUUAGAAGAGCUCAACCUGACUUUGCUAUGACUGUUGAGCUUUGUGAAGACAUUCAAGAACAUUUAAUUGAUAGGUUUAUUUCAGAUAAUUUUAUUUCAAUUCGUCUUUUGAGUGCUUUUCCAUUAUCAAAAUUACAGGAUAUUGAAAAUCCUAAUUGUUUGAUUGUGAAUACAUUUAUGCGAAUGUGUUGUGAUCCUAGUCCAUUGAUAAGAAGAACAGCUAUUAAACAUAUAGCAUUAACUCAUAUAUCACAUGAAGUUCCACUUAAAUUAAUGCGUGAUGUGGAUGUUAAUGUACGUUUAGAAGCAUAUAAAAGAGUUAGUUUGAUAAACCCUAAAUUAUUAAAAAUCGUUCAACGACAACAAGCAAUAAUAAAUGCUAUAGAAGAAGAUCAACUAUCUAUAAAAAAAGAGUUUCAAACGACAUUGUUAAAAAAAUGGGUUUCAAUUUACGAUUACAACCUUCUGGAAUUUUUUAAUAGCUUAUGGCUGGAUGCUCAUGUGAACGAUAUUGAAGAAACGCGAGUAAUUUAUGAUGAGUUAAUGAAAAUAUUUUUUAAGUGUUUUCAACGGACGGAAAUUUUAAAAUAUUUACCUAUAGGCGAUGAUGGUUUAGUACCAAUAAAUCAGCUUACUCCGGAAGUAUCUGCUUAUUGGUGUUAUUUUGUUCAAAAUUUGCAAAAAGAGGAAAAUCCUGGAGUGGAAAUUGAUGCUGUUUUACCACAAUUGACACCGUUUUGUUUAUAUAUUAAUCACGUAAUUAAUUCAAAAAAUAAUUCACAUUCAGAAGAAUGGCAAAAUUUACAAUUUCAAGAAAUUUUGUUUAAUCUUUUUCAAAUGGUCGCCAUAUCAGAUUUAGCUGAUGAAGUUGGUCGCCAACAUCUUCAAACUUUAUUAAGAGAAACUUUAAUGGUACCAAAAUUGAGUAAGAAUGUAAUGGAAAAAAUUUUUGAAUUAUACAAUACGUUUAUUACUAAUGAUGAAAAACAAUGCGACGAUGUUUGCGCUAUUUUAUCUGAUGUAAGGGAAGCUACAAGUUCAAAAGAUGAUGUACCAAUAGAACUAAUAGAGGGCCAAAAAGCGAAUAUAAAAUUUCUCAAAUCAAGAAUGAUUGGACUAGAAAUUACAAUACAAAAAGCAGUUGAAGAAAAAAAUUUCCAAGAAGCACAAAAAGUUACUGACGAAAUGAAUGAAUUAUCUAAACAAAUUUUAGAAUUAGAAGCGGUUGUUAGUCAGUUUGAACAUGUUAAUAAAGAACGAGAUGUUAGGUCCGAUUCUGAAACGAUGUGUCAGUGCUUGGAUAUUUUAUCGGUUUUCUUAGGGACUACAAGAAUUCGCACACUAACCUCUUCGUUAAGAAUUUGUCUAAGCGAAUUUGUCAUUCCCGGAAUGGACAUUGACGACGUCGCUUUGCACGCAAAAAUUUUUUUGGUUCUUGGACAAUUUUGUGUUCUCGAUAAAGAUCUUGCUGUAAAUAAAUUACUUUACAUGUGCACACCACUUGUUGCCACCAAAUUCGGUAAAUCUGAUAAAUCUUCAAUAAUCAGUUCGUUAAAAGCGAUUUCGGAUAUUAUUCGCGUUCAUGGAUCGGAUAUUUUGGGAAAUGAUGAGGAGGAAACACAGAGUGUAAGUAGUGCGGGAUCAAAAUCCGGACGCCGUAAAUUGUAUCAAGAAACUGCAAAUGAAGAUGUUGUUGCCCAAUGUAUGAAUAUAUCAAAGGGCGCAAUUAUUGAUAUUAUUUUAGAUUUAAUGGACGAAGAGGAUGAAGAUAUAUCUCAUACAGCAGCACUUGCAUUAAUGCCAUUAGUAAUAAAUGGAUUACUUGUUAAUUCAUCUUUGCUGACAAGAUUGUUUUUGAAAUGGUUAAAUCCUAACAUAGAAAAACAUGAUCCAAAGAUGCAUCAAAUUCUUGGAAGUGGUUUAGUAAAAUAUGCGAUGCACAUAAAAAAUAGCAUGUUAGUUAUUCAACGUGCAAUCAUACCUACAUUAAAUUUUAUUGGAAAUGCCCCGAACAAUAGUCCAUUUCAAGAUAUUGAAUUGGAGUUUGCUGUUAAUUCCUUGUGCAAUAUGCUAAAAGUUCAACGAACUGACAUUUCAUCUGUACAUAAAAAUUUAAUAUUAGAAAUAAUACGUACCAUAAAAAAUCGACCAAACUCAAAAAGUGUAUUCAUAUUGACGAAAACGUUAUUCGUUUUAUAUGAUCAUAAAUACCGGGAGGAAACUUUCGUUUCUGACUGCGUAACAGAUUUGGAAAUCGCAAUGCAAUAUCAAAAUAAUGCUAAAGUUUUAAAACUUCUCAUGAAAUUUAAGAAUUCGCUAAUUAGUGGAGAAACGAACAAGACAUCUACGACGAUAAAUACCAUAACCAACACGACCCGAUUUACUGAAGAAUCAGGUCGCGAUCGUACAAUUACAGAUAAAGAGAACGAAACUCCAAUUAAAAAUGGUGAAGUAUCAAUUAGGCUAAACUCUAGUGUUGGUAAAAGUAUAAAUUCGGGGAGCAACUCACCAAUAAAACCUCCGUCGAAGAAAAAGGUUAAGAAAGUGAAUAAGGAUAAUUUCCCCCAGUUAGCAAUAAUUGUGGAACGUUCAGAAGAGAUUGCGAAAUUAGUGGAAGAAACUAAAUGUACAGAUAAUGCAUCCACGUCGUCUGAAGAAGAAAUAUUUGGUAAAAGAAAACGUAAUAGUACUAAAAGACGAUCACGAAAGGAACUUAAAAAAGUGGAGGAACCUCCAGAGAUUACUUGUUCUCUGUCAUUUUCCUCAUCUUCCUCAAGUGGUCACACGAUGUCAACAAGAAGCAAAAGCAGACAUUGAUUGUAAAAUACUAAUAAAACUUAAUAAAUUUCAUAACAGUUUAGAAAUAAAGAAGAGGAACCAGUAAAGGUAAUGUUGCGCUGGAUUAUUUAUAUUUAUAUUAAAGCAAUUGUAUUCACUGUAUUUUCUAUUAUAUAUUAAAGAUAUAUUAUAUUAUAAAAGUCUA
Onthophagus taurus is the source of this 9082-nucleotide messenger RNA. RefSeq names its product Chromosome associated protein G. Lineage: Eukaryota; Metazoa; Arthropoda; Insecta; Coleoptera; Scarabaeidae. The record is from RefSeq and is a predicted model, not a curated record. Gene Ontology annotation, cellular component: condensin complex; condensed chromosome; cytoplasm. Gene Ontology annotation, biological process: mitotic chromosome condensation.